AUGCAUUCCCGUCUCUUAGGUGUUGGCAUUGCGGUCCUUGGGGCUUUACUGCCACAAGCUGCCGCCGAAUAUGAGUGCAACCGGACAUAUAUCCAGUCUUUCGCAGACAGUUACGUCGAGGCGCACGAGAAUGGACAGCUAAACCGCCUGGAAAAUAUCGCUGACAACUUCACGUACGUGGAGAACAACAAAACGGCAGAAAUCACCAGCGGCAUCUUCAAUAACGCGCUCAAUAUCGCGCACCGCCACACUAUCGUCGACACCAUCGAUUGCUCCUCCUUCACCGAGCUCAUCAUAACGCACAACGUCUCGGGUGAACCAGCACCCUAUGUCAUCGGUGCCCAGAUCCGCCACAGCCCGGGCGAUCUGAGCUGCUACCUCAUGGACUUGAUCGUGUCUACGACCGGGUCGUGGCUCUUCAACUCCACCAAGACGCUAGAAUACGCGUCUAAGGAGAAUUGGACCCUCAUUGAAGAGGAUAAACGCCCCUCGCGCGAAACCCUCAAAAACGCUGCCGACGCCUACCUGGAUAUGUGGAGCAACAGUACUGCUGAAGCCGCUGUGCCUUGGGGUCAGCCGUGCGAUCGACUUGAGGGCAGCGUAUACACGGGUAGCGGGCUUCCAACGGAUUCGUGCAAAGUUGGGAUUCCUUCGAACCAUAACCAGGCGCCCAAUUCGCACCGCCGCUACGUCAUCGAUCCUACCUAUGGCUCUAUCAGCGUAUUCUGCAUCUUCGAACACCUAAGCAACGCGCCUGACAGCCACGAGUUCCGCCUCGAGAACGGUAAGCUACGGUUCGUCCAUACCAUUACGCUUGCCAAGAGUAGUUUCUUCGAAGCUGAAGAGCCUGAUUUUACGGAGAAUCUAAGCUAA
Messenger RNA from Daldinia loculata, 873 nucleotides. RefSeq lists its product as uncharacterized. Lineage: Eukaryota; Fungi; Ascomycota; Sordariomycetes; Xylariales; Hypoxylaceae. The coding region runs from base 1 to 873 and encodes 290 amino acids. The transcript has 2 exons. The record is from RefSeq and is a predicted model, not a curated record.